This is a messenger RNA of Klebsormidium nitens, 1798 nucleotides long. NCBI's taxonomy places the organism in Eukaryota, Viridiplantae, Streptophyta, Klebsormidiophyceae, Klebsormidiales, Klebsormidiaceae. The record is from the annotation of a GenBank genome assembly.
GUUUCAGUUUGCACUGCGAGAGGGGUGCGUGUGGAACUUGAAGAGUGGACAGGCGCCAACGUUGCUGAAGCUAAUGAGCUCCCAGUCUGACUAUUCGGAGACCGUCUAAUCCAACCAGAACAUUUCAUCCACUUUCAGGCCAAAACAAAGAUUCUAAGAGCACUCUCAGAAAGUGAGUGUGCGCUGUGUAAGCACGGGUGGAGCGCAACCAUAAAGCUGGGCGCCAAAGACUGUUACAGAAGCUCUUCAACUUCCAGAGAGGAAAGGCGUUUCGCUCCCAUUGCUGAUAUUUGACAUUUCUGGGGGCUUCUUAGGGUCUGUGGCCGCAUCAAACUUUUGCUGCGAUGGCGACUUUUGGGGCAGCAGUGACCCCUCCUUACAACCCAAACAAAGAUAUUGAGGUGCAACAACCCCCCAAUGAUGGCAUCACUAGUUUGGGCUUCAGCCCAAAAGCCAACUACCUUGUAGCAACAUCCUGGGACACUGAGGUCCGCUGUUACGAAGUCCAGUCGACCGGCGCGACAAACCCAAAAGCUGGAACAAAGGCCGAUCAACCGGUGCUAUGCAGCGCAUGGAAGGACGACGGGGCGUCUGUUUUCUUUGGGGGGUGCGACAAGCAGGCCAAGCUGUGGAAUCUUGGGUCGGGGGCGCCCCCCCAAACGGUGGCCAUGCACGAUGAGCCCAUAAAGGAGCUGGCGUGGAUACCCGAAAUGAACAUGCUGGCCACAGGGAGCUGGGACAAAACCGUCAGGUACUGGGACCUUCGGCAGAACCAGCCGGUGCACACCCAGAAGCUGCCGGAGCGGGUAUAUGCUAUGAGCGUGAAGCACCCGCUUAUGGUGGUGGGCACGGCGGACCGCAACAUCAUCGUCUUCAACCUUCAAAAUCCGGGGGCCGAGUUUAAACGGAUCCAGUCGCCCCUUAAGUUCCAAACGAGGUGUAUAGCAACGUUCCCAGAUAAACAGGGCUAUCUGGUGGGCUCAAUAGAGGGACGGGUAGCAGUCCAACACUUGGACGACUCCCAGAGCUCCAAGAACUUCACUUUCAAGUGCCACCGCGACAACAACGAGGUCUACUCCGUCAACUCCAUCCAGUUUCACCCGGUGCACGGCACAUUCACAACUGCCGGAUCGGACGGCGCGUACAACUUUUGGGACAAGGACAGCAAACAGCGGCUCAAGGCGAUGACGCGGUCCAGCCAGCCUAUCCCGUGCAGCGCCUUCAACCACGACGGCACAAUCUUUGCGUACGCCUCUAGUUACGACUGGAGCAAGGGCGCGGAGAACCACAACCCCGCCACCACCAAGAACCACAUUCUGAUGCACCCCACGCAGGAAGCCGAAGUGAAGCCGAGACCCAAAGCUGCAAAGCGAUAAAACCGAACUGAGGUCCUGCUUGCGUAUUCUGCAAGCCCCCCCGGACCUUCUAGGAGUUUUAAUAGCAAAGUCUUGUGCGGGUAGAAUCGCACAGGCUAAGUUUGCUUGUCUGCCCAGCAGGCCGUGCGUAAGUGACGGCAAGUGCAGACAGGUGGCCGGAGAUGUCAAGCAAUGCCACUUUCUGGUAGGAUGAGAGAUCAUGAGUCGUAGAUGUCGAAUACUAGGCUGUUAUGGUCUGAUUGAGUUCGUACAACCUGACUGAAGAAUUGUACUUUUCCUGAUGUCUCUUUCGUUUCGUUCUGAAUGUAGAAGGUAGACUGCGCUGGACUCUGUCUACAGUGCCAAAACAAAUGAGGGCGGGCGUAGUUGGAAUGUUACACAUACGGGGCAACCUCACCUCUCGCUCAGAUGUGUGAUCCGUG